GAGUGUGAUUCUGAGGGUGGUGGAAACGGCGAAAGAAGCCGUGUUCGAGAAAUUGCAGAACGAUGUCUACGAAGCUCAUUCAGACAUGAUGGUGAGUCCGGUGAACAUGUUCCUAGUCAAUGCUAGGGUCAGUGUGACCACGGAAGACGAUGUUGUGUGGCUAGAGGGGGAGGCGGGACCGAAGGUACCUACAUGAAGAUCUGUUAAUAUGAUAUUUUUGUCCAUUGGGUGAAGAUGUUGAUGUUCUCGUAUUUGUAUUUGGUGUUGUUGAUUUCUUCUCGAUUGGACAACCACGUUUGGGCGAUUCAUUUUUCUGCCACCGUUACAAACACGAACUAAAUGCACCCACCAUUACUUACGACCUCUUGCUAGCUAAAUGAAUGAAUGAAUGUCAACAUUGUCACCCCUUACAGACCGUGAACGACCUCCGAUCGCAAGCAGGGAUGAUGGGCACUGAGGAGGCGAAAACUAGUCAGCCCUUUGACGUUGCACAGAGGACCCUAACUGCGGUUGAAGCACCCGAAGACAUGUCCAAAGCUUUAGUAGUAUCGUCUGAAGGUAAGAAACCAACUGCUCCAAGACUUCCGGGAGUAGACGCGAGUACGCAGACGGAAGCGGUAUAAUACACUUGCUUUGAUGGUUGUAUUUUUCAAAAUGUCGAUGUUGUUGUUUGCUUUCUGGGAAGUUGUUGGCUAUCGCUCUUAGUUAUUUUCAAUCUACAAUUACAAAGAAUCUUCUAACACGACAGGUUCGCAUUUUCGCUAUCGAUGACCCGAAGCUGAUGGAGAUUCAACGUCUAGAACGGCUAGAAAAGCAAAUCGAAGACAAUCGAGACGCUCCAAAAAUGAAG
Amoebophrya sp. A25 is the source of this 850-nucleotide messenger RNA. The record is from the annotation of a GenBank genome assembly. NCBI's taxonomy places the organism in Eukaryota, Dinophyceae, Syndiniales, Amoebophryaceae.